Epinephelus fuscoguttatus (brown-marbled grouper) is the source of this 1202-nucleotide messenger RNA. RefSeq names its product ribosomal protein, large, P0 (gene rplp0). The record is from RefSeq and is a predicted model, not a curated record. Gene Ontology annotation, molecular function: structural constituent of ribosome; large ribosomal subunit rRNA binding. The transcript is spliced from 8 exons. NCBI's taxonomy places the organism in Eukaryota, Metazoa, Chordata, Actinopteri, Perciformes, Serranidae. Bases 194 to 1144 code for a protein of 316 amino acids. Gene Ontology annotation, cellular component: cytosolic large ribosomal subunit. Gene Ontology annotation, biological process: ribosome biogenesis; cytoplasmic translation; ribosomal large subunit assembly.
AGAAAUGAUUGACAAGCAGCCAUCCAAUAGCUGUGUAGCUGCCGCCCAAACUCUCUUGUGAUUGGUCACUUGCUCGGCAUAUAUAUCCUUCACGCGCCCUUCCUCUUCCUCUUCCUUUCACGCGACCCUAUCGUGAACGGUACUACCUUGUCUUUAAACCAGCUGUUAAGCGGUCCUUGGAAGCACUGCAAAGAUGCCCAGGGAAGACAGGGCCACGUGGAAGUCCAACUAUUUUAUGAAAAUCAUCCAACUCCUGGAUGACUUUCCAAAAUGCUUCAUCGUGGGUGCAGACAAUGUGGGCUCCAAGCAGAUGCAGACCAUCCGUCUGUCUCUGCGUGGCAAGGCUGUGGUGCUGAUGGGUAAAAACACCAUGAUGCGCAAAGCCAUUCGUGGCCACCUGGAGAACAAUCCUGCUCUGGAGAAGCUCCUGCCUCACAUUAAAGGAAAUGUGGGCUUUGUCUUCACCAAGGAGGAUCUGGCUGAGGUCAGGGACAUGCUGCUGGCCAACAAGGUGCCUGCAGCUGCCCGUGCUGGAGCCAUUGCCCCUUGCGAUGUGACUGUGCCAGCCCAGAACACUGGUCUGGGUCCUGAGAAGACCUCUUUCUUCCAGGCUCUGGGCAUCACCACCAAGAUCUCUAGGGGAACCAUUGAAAUCUUGAGUGAUGUCGGUCUGAUCAAAACCGGCGAUAAGGUUGGUGCCAGCGAAGCCACACUGCUUAACAUGCUGAACAUCUCACCCUUCUCCUACGGACUUAUCAUCCAGCAAGUGUAUGAUAAUGGCAGUGUUUACAGCCCUGAGGUGCUCGACAUCACAGAGGCUGCUCUGCAAGCCAGAUUCCUGGAGGGUGUGAGGAACAUCGCUAGCGUGUGUCUGGAGAUUGGCUACCCCACAUUGGCCUCUGUCCCACACUCCAUCAUCAAUGGCUACAAGAGAGUCCUGGCUGUAGCUGUGGAGACUGACUACUCCUUCCCCCUGGCAGACAAGGUCAAGGAGUUCCUGGCUGAUCCAUCUGCUUUUGCUGCUGCCGCAGCACCUGUAGCUGCUGCUGAGACUGCUGCUGCUCCAGCUGCUAAGGAGGAGGUUAAGGAGGAGUCUGAGGAAUCGGAUGACGAUAUUGGCUUUGGUCUGUUCGAUGGCGACUAAACGAUCAGUAAACUAACAGUCGAAUAAAACCAUGAUUCAAUAAAGUUCCUCAUCUCCA